AUGGGUGAGAUAGGCAUGGACCAGCUGGGUCUGGCCGAGGCUGCCGCCGCCGUGAAGGAGGAGGGCAUCCUCGACGAUGACGAGGAGACGUCACCGAUAGAGCAAGUGCGACUGACGGUGCCGACGACGGAUGACUCGUCGCUGCCGGUGUGGAUGUUCCGGAUGUGGAGCAUCGGGCUUCUGUCGUGCGCGCUCAUGAGCUUCCUCAACCAAUUCUUCUCAUACCGAACGGAGCCGCUGGUGGUGACGCAGUUCACGGUGCAGGUGGCGUCGCUUCCCGUGGGCCACUUCAUGGCCCGGGUGCUGCCGCAUACCAGGUUCCGGGCGCCCGCGCUGUUGGGCAGCAGGGCGUGGAGCCUCAACCCGGGGCCCUUCAACAUCAAGGAGCACAUGCUCAUAUACAUCUUCGCCAACGCCGACUUCACCUAA
Zea mays is the source of this 429-nucleotide messenger RNA. RefSeq names its product oligopeptide transporter 4-like. Lineage: Eukaryota; Viridiplantae; Streptophyta; Magnoliopsida; Poales; Poaceae. Bases 1 to 429 code for a protein of 142 amino acids. The transcript has 2 exons. The record is from RefSeq and is a predicted model, not a curated record. Gene Ontology annotation, molecular function: oligopeptide transmembrane transporter activity. Gene Ontology annotation, biological process: transmembrane transport.